This is a messenger RNA of Daldinia childiae, 936 nucleotides long. RefSeq lists its product as uncharacterized. The transcript has 2 exons. Bases 1 to 936 code for a protein of 311 amino acids. The record is from RefSeq and is a predicted model, not a curated record. Gene Ontology annotation, molecular function: protein binding. NCBI's taxonomy places the organism in Eukaryota, Fungi, Ascomycota, Sordariomycetes, Xylariales, Hypoxylaceae.
AUGGCUGAUUUCGCUGCUCCUUCCGGCCCGCCGCCUCCCAAGGUCCCCGAUGGUUGGGUCGCCCGCUGGAACGACCAAUACCACGAAUGGUUCUACGUUAAUACCUACACCAAGAAAUCCCAAUGGGACAGACCUACCGAGCCAGCCGUAGACCCUAACCGCCACAAUGACGGCGCGCCCCCCGGUCCUCCUCCGGGCUACACGCCGGGCUCCGGUCCCUCGCCCACCGACUCUAAGAACAACCCCUUCGUGAACGAGACGACGAAGCCUGGGUAUGGAUCUAGCUCGCAUGUGGACGAGGACGCAGACGCUCGGUUGGCCCGUCAGCUACAGGAGGAAGAGAACGCGCGCUCUAGAGGUGCCGCCCAGUCCUAUGCCAACACGCCCACACCGCCCCAGGGCUACUCGCCAUAUCCCGAUCAGCUACCUCCGCGCUCAUCCGGUGGCAGCAAUCCCGCCGACAAAGCAAAGGGUCUGUUCGGCAAGUUCUUCGGCAGCGGCAAGAACAAGCCACACGCCGGGUACCCGGGCCAGCAGCAAUACGGCGGGCAGUCACAAUACAGCCCGCAGCCCCAACAACCCUACGGCGGAUACGGUUCUCCGCCUCCCCAGCAAGGGUACUACAACGGUCCUCCACAGCAGCAGCAGCAGUACGGCGGCUACGGCCCGCCUCCAGGCCAGUAUGGCGGAUACCCUCCCCAAGGCGGCUAUCCUCCGCAGGGCGGGUACUACGGGCAGCAGCAACCGCCUAAGAAGAGCGGAGGUGGUAUGGGUAUGGCGGGAGGCGCGGCGCUGGGUCUAGGUGCGGGAGUGUUGGGCGGCGUGCUGAUUGCGGAUGCGAUCAAUGAUGAGCAGCAGGAGGCGUAUCAGGAGGGGUACCAGGACGGCAACGAUGGCGGCGAUUACGGCGGUGGCGACUUUGGUGGAGAUUUCUAG